GGUCAACAAUCUAUCUAUUGAUAUCAUAAUUGUGCGAAACUUAUCAAUACACAUACUCCCUACAUUUAACAUAAGGGUUGAUGACUUAAUUCUCUUUGUUUCAAAGAGUAUGACGGUCUUUCGUAUAAUUAGAUGAAGAUGAGAUUUCUUCGUGUAUUUAUUUUUGAAUGAAAACCGUUUUAACAAUAACACACGUGACAUGAACUUUUGUGUUUUAUAAAUUUGUUAAGCUUAUUCUUAGUGGAUCAUUAGAAUAAAUACAUUCGGUCAUUGUUCAAGGUAAAUUGUACACUCAUCCACGUUGCUGUUACUUACCUAACUUUGAAUGAAAGUUAUGUGUUGCUCUCCUACUCACUUAAGUCUAACGGAUAACACAAUUCCGGACGACAAAAUCCUAAUUUCAGCAAACUACAAAAUCUCGUGGCACAAAUAUCAUAUUUGAAAAGUUCGCGGUGCAAAGACAAAAUUUUGACGAAGUUGAGUCCUUGUUGUGAUAUUAACCAUUUUGUUAAACAAAACGAAAAUGAAAAAAGGACCGUUCUGGCGCCAAAAUCAAAGACUCAAAAUCCGUACGUUAGAUUUUGAAAAGGGAUAUUCUGUCAUAAAUUAAGAAAAAAAAAAAAAAAAGAAUCAUAGGGAUCUUCCCUCCUUCCCCAACCCAAAAACUGCGAACAAAAAUUCGCUGCCCAGUAAUCAGCCAGCCGCCAAACUCAACUGCGCCUCUGUAACGCUCCCUCUACCUUUUCCCCCCCUGAAAUUCUAGGGUUUCGUAUUCCAUUUUGUUUCUGUCACUCCCAAUUUUUCUCACUUCCAACUCUCCUUCCGACAAUGGCGACGUCGCCCACUCUCGUCUCUCCCUCCCGGACCACUUGCGCCUCUCUCCUCCGCCAAUUGCAGGUAAUAUGGGAUGAAAUUGGGGAGGAGGAUGGGGAUAUGGACAGGAUGCUUCAGCAACUUGAACAAGAGUGCCUUGAUAUCUACCGUAGAAAGGUCGACUCCAGCAGAAAGCACAAAGCUGAGUUGGUUCAGUCAUUGGCCGACGGAGAAACUGAAAUUGCAAACCUUGUUUCUGCUCUCGGGGAAACUGCCUCAUUUCCUCAGAGGGUUAAUGGCUCUUUGAAGCAACAAUUAUCGGCCCUCAAACCUGCUUUGCAAGACUUGAGACAGAGGAAAAAAGAACGAAUGAGUGAGUUUCAUGACACUCAGUUGAAGAUUGCUCAAAUCUGUGCUGAAAUAGCAGGAAAUGAUCUCAGCACUGUCGAUCCAACAAUUGAUGAAUGUGAUUUGACUGUGAAGAGGUUGGACGAGCUCAAGUCACACCUCAAGGAACUUCAAACUGAAAAGAAUCUACGUCUGCAUAAGGUUAGCAGCUCUCUCGGCAAAAUUCAUGAGCUGUCAGUUGUAAUGUCAAUUGAUUUCUCCAGUACUGUUGCUGAUAUCCAUCCCAGCUUAUGUGACCAUACUCAUUCAAAGAGCAUAAGCAAUGACACACUAGCUCGAUUAACUAGUGUGAUACAAUCAUUAAGGCAAGAGAAGCUGGACAGGCUAUGUAAGCUCCAAGAUCUUGGGAAGACACUAAUGGGGCUAUGGGAUCUCAUGGAUACAAAUGUAGAGGAACAAGGAAAAUUUGAUCAUGUUACUUCAUUGGUUUCUUCCUCACUGGACGAGGCAUCAAGAAAAGGCUGCCUUGCACUUGAGGUCAUUGAGAAGACUGAGGUUGAAGUUGAGAGAUUGAAUGCUCUCAAAGCCAGCAAGAUGAAAGAGUUGGUAUUGAAGAGACAAAAUGAGCUGGAAGCAAUAUACAGAGAUGUUCAUAUGGAUAUAGAUACUGAUGCAGCACGGCAGACUCUUAUCAAUCUAAUUGAAUCUGGAAACGUUGAGCUCACCGAUCUACUUUCCAGUAUGGACAAUAAGAUAGCAAAUGCCAAAGAGCUAGCACUGAGCCGGAAGGAGGUUUUGGACAAGGUAGAGAAAUGGAAACAUGCAUAUGAGGAAGAAAAGUGGCUUGAAGACUAUGAAAAGGAUGAAAAUAGGUACAGUGCAGGAAGAGGUGCGCAUAAAAAUUUGAAACGAGCAGAGAAGGCAAGAAUUCUGGUCAGCAAAAUACCAUCUAUGGUUGAGAAUUUGACUUCAAAAGUGAAAGCGUGGGAAUUGGAGCGAGACAUGGCUUUCCAGUACAAUAAGGCUCCCCUAUUAAGCAUGUUGGAGGAAUAUACUGCAAUGAGGCACGAAAGGGAAGACGAGAGGCGACGUACAAAGGAGCACAGGCGUCUACAAGAGCAAAUGGCAGCUGAGCAAGAGGCAAUUUAUGGGUCGCGGCCCAAGAAACCACUGGGCCAAAGCACCACCAACAACACCAUGAUUGGGACACCCAUCGGACGCCGUGGCGCCACCCCAUUGGGCCAUCACCACGCACCUUCAGCCGGAAAGGAGCGCAGAGAGAGCCGGUACCAUAACGUGGCGCCUAUAAACUAUGUGGCUCUUCCAAAGGACGACCACUCCGUCUCUCGUGGUGCAUAGCCAAAUCCGGGCUAGGGUAAAAAACCUGUAAAUGUCCGAUCAUGGUUGAAAUCUCGAGACUUUUCAUAUACAAAUACAACAACGACCUUGCCUUGAGAUCUCAUCUCACUAGAGCAAGACGGGAUUAUUCUGAUGCGCUAAUUACGUAGAAGAUUUCUCUUUGUAGGUUCUUUAAAGGAUGAUAUCAUAUUUCAAAUUAGGUUUUUGUCGCUUGGUGAGAUAUACCAUAUGACUAAUGCAACAUAUUCCAUUGAAUGAGACAAAUACUAAGAUGAUUGACUUUUUGAAAAGUUCUUGUGUAGCAUCUUUUUCGUUUCCUUAUAGCAAGAAUGUGAUUUAGAGAAAUAGUUGGGUGAAUGCAGAUCAAAAGAUGCACCACGAGUUUAGAUGGUGAAGAUUAAAAUUUGUCAUAUGUCAGACCCAUGAACUCAAUUAACCAUUUGUCUUUUAACCUACUAUUUAAUAUUUAUCAUUGUUUGAUGCUGGCGUAAAAGCAUAUAUUAAUUGUAAUCCAACACAUUAAGCAAUAAGCAACCAAGAGGGGGAGAUUGGAAUGGGUAGCAAAUCAUAUAAUUGUUUAAGAAAAGAUGAUUUGUUCCUUUUUUGAAUCUUGGAUAAGUUUUUGGAAUCCUCAAGGAAUCAAGCUCCAGACAGACAUAGGAAGGAUGAUAAUGGCAUGGGUUUUGUGACAUCAAAUAUAUAUGCAAUGCAAAGGACGAUUAGAAGCUUCUAUCAUCAUGAAUUUUAAAAUUUACGGUUCGUUUUAAUUUAAUGACAUAAACAUAGUGGCAACUCAUUUGAUCGGAAACAUGCAUAUAAACUGUUGUUUAAUCAACAAUGACUAUUAGGGUCAACAAGAUAAUUCAUUUUUUAACCCAUAAAUUCAUUUUUUCAUCCGGCCUCUGUUGGCAAAUUGGCUCGGGUGCUUCUGUUAGGAUCAUUGAAGAUACUUAGUUGCCUACCUCCCCUCCGUCCCGACCAACCCUUCUGCCUGGAGCGUCCUUACCUAGGCCACAUGUUUCUUCCUUAAUUGACCAUGGAUCCGACGCUUAGAAGGUAUCUCUCUUAGUCUCUCUAUUUGAUGAGGAUUCCGUCAAGAUUAUUAGAUCUAUUCCUCUGCCCAUUUUCCCCGUUUCUGACUGUUUAGUAUGACAUUAUGAGAAAUCGGGUGAGUAUUCGGUUAAGUCGGGUUAUAGAGUAGCCUCGGAUGAUUUUAUUAAUAAUCCCUCAACCAUUCCCCCUAUAUUUGAUGUGCCUGCUUGGAAAAAGUUAUGAUCCCUCAAUGUCCCCCCUAAGCUUCGUUUCUUCCUCUAGCGUGUCAUCAAAGGUUAUCUUCCUUUACAAGACGUUCUCAGAGAAAAGGAACUAAUUGAUGAUGAGGAUUUGGAGGGUGUGAAGUGCCCGGUUUGUUCGGAGGGUUCCUAGACCAUGAUCCACUUGUUUAUGCAUUACAGGGUGGCUGUGGAAUAAUGGAACCUUGUUGAUCUUAACCAUUUACGACUACAGGUUUGCCAUAUGCAUGUCUCUGUUAGUUGGCGAUGGUUUCUUUUUCAUGCAGGUCUUCUCGAGGAGGUUCUUAGGCGACUUGUAUAUGGAUUUCGUUUGGAAGGCUAGGUGCUCCACCACGUACAAUGGCCUUCAGUUCCUCCCAUCUACCAUGGCGUGACAAUUCCAUUCUCAAGUUGAAGAAUGUUCUUCUACUCAAGCUGCUUUGGCUGCCUCAAGUAGUCGUCGUUCACAUCACUCAGUCCCUCUUGGAGUUCGCAAUCCUCCUCCUCCUACUCCUCCUCCAAUUCCACAAGGUUCUAUCCUAGUUCACUUUGAUGGAGCAACAAAAUCAACGGUUGGGGGAGGAGUGGGAUUUGUUGGUUUUGUAGGGCCAGAUGACAUUCACUUCGCGUUUGGGAAGUUUUAUGAUUAUUUGGAUGAUGCUUUCAUCAUUUAGCUCAUGGCACUAAGAGAUGCACUUUAGAGGUGUCUCUCGCAUUCAAUUUCUAAUGUCUUAUUCUGUGGUAAUGCGCAUGUGAUCGUUCAAAUGGUAAACCGCAAGGACUCGUCCCACGCACAAGCUGGUAGCCUUCUAUAUGAAGUUAAGGUUCUUCGUGCCUCCCUACAGAGGCCAUCGUUCCAUUUUGCCACGUGUAAGUAUAAUAGGGCUGCCCCAUCUCGUGGCAAAACAAGCCCUCUCAUCGUUGGAUCGUCGGUUGGUCAACCAACGGCUCUUUCUUAAUUAUAACUUGUAAUUUUGACCUGCAAAGGUCCUCUUAUUUUGUCGUAUCUGCUGUAAUCCCUCUCGGGAUAUCUUUGGCAAAAAAAAAAAAUCAACAAACAAAUAACAAUAAUUUCAAGUGCACAAUGACCCAAAUUCAUCACCAAUUCCUCCUUAUGUAAAUAAAAAAGUUUGUUAAAAACCUUCAAUUUUCAAACCAAAAAAUACUAAGAGGCGUUUGCUUGUAGAAUUUUGAAAAAUGAGGGAUUUAGGUAAGAUCCUAGAUUUUGGGAUUGAAGGAUUAUGUUGAAUUUUGCUAUAUUAGAUUUGUAUUGAAUUUUAUAAAUUGCUUGUUUGCUUGUUGGAUUUUAAAAUGGAUUUAUCUCUCAUAAAUUUAUUGGUUAAAGGAGGAAUUUACCUUCCUAUCCUUAAUAAAGUUUUAUUGUAUUGUACAUAUUUAUUUGCUUGAAGAAAGAAUUUACACCACACUACCACAUGUGAUUAGAACUCUUCUCUAUCUUUAAAAAACCAACAUAAGCCUUCGCAUAUGCAACUAUUGCCCUCAUUUUGUAUGACAAAACAAAAAUAAUUAGUAGGUAUAAUUAAUCCAAUGAAAUAUAUUGAAGAGU
Linum trigynum is the source of this 5358-nucleotide messenger RNA. Lineage: Eukaryota; Viridiplantae; Streptophyta; Magnoliopsida; Malpighiales; Linaceae. The record is from the annotation of a GenBank genome assembly.